Molecule: messenger RNA, 2979 nt
Organism: Kluyveromyces lactis
Lineage: Eukaryota; Fungi; Ascomycota; Saccharomycetes; Saccharomycetales; Saccharomycetaceae
Gene: RAT1
Product: ssRNA exonuclease RAT1
Exons: 1
Coding region: 1-2979 (992 amino acids)
Biological process (GO): nuclear-transcribed mRNA catabolic process
Cellular component (GO): nucleus
Molecular function (GO): 5'-3' RNA exonuclease activity; RNA binding
Source: RefSeq, a predicted model, not a curated record
AUGGGUGUUCCGUCCUUUUUUCGUUGGUUGUCUAGGAAAUAUCCUAAAAUCAUUUCUCCUGUGUUGGAAGAAUAUCCAGUUAUCGAAGAUGGUGUUCAACUACCGCUUGAUUACUCUUCGGCCAAUCCCAAUGGUGAGUUGGAUAACCUUUAUCUCGAUAUGAAUGGUAUUGUUCACCCUUGUUCACAUCCGGAGAAUAAGCCACCACCUGAAACAGAGGAUGAAAUGCUUCUUGCUGUGUUUGAGUACACAAAUCGCGUUUUGAAUAUGGCCAGACCAAGAAAAGUCUUGAUGAUAGCGGUUGAUGGUGUUGCACCAAGAGCGAAGAUGAAUCAACAGAGAGCACGUAGGUUUCGUAGUGCAAGGGAUGCAAAACUCCAAAAUGAAGCCAGAGAGCAAGUAUUACGAGAAAGAGAGGACUAUGGUGAGACGAUUGAUGAAAAUGUCAAAAGUAAAAAGACAUGGGAUUCAAACGCAAUUACUCCAGGUACCCCAUUUAUGGAUAAACUAGCUACAGCUUUAAGAUAUUGGACAAGUUUCAAGUUAGCAACUGAUCCCGGGUGGAAAAAUUUACAAAUUAUUAUAAGUGACGCUACUGUUCCAGGUGAAGGUGAACAUAAAAUAAUGAAUUUCAUUAGAUCUCAAAGAGCAGACACUCAAUAUAAUCCAAAUACAACACAUUGUAUAUAUGGGUUAGAUGCAGAUUUGAUCUUUUUGGGACUAGCAACCCACGAACCUCAUUUCAAAAUAUUAAGAGAGGAUGUGUUCGCCAAUAACAACUAUAAAAAACCAAAGCCUCAAGAUAUGAUAAAUUUAUCUGAAGAAGAGAAACAACAGCUUAUUCAACAAGAUUCAGAAAAGCCAUUCUUAUGGCUCCAUAUCAGCGUUUUAAGAGAAUAUCUUUCAGCAGAAUUAGCGAUUCCACAUUUAUCGUUCCAGUUUGAUUUUGAACGAGCAAUCGACGAUUGGGUUUUCAUGUGUUUCUUCUGUGGUAAUGAUUUCCUACCGCAUUUACCUUGUCUUGAUGUGAGAGAGAAUAGCAUUGACAUUUUGGUGGAUAUAUGGAAGACUGUGUUGCCCAAAACAAAAACCUACCUAACAUGUGAUGGUACACUCAAUUUGGAACCUGUAGAAGCUUUACUUGAACAAUUAGGAGACCGUGAAACAGAUCUUUUCAAAAAGAAAUACAUUCAGGAAGUUCGUAAGCAAGAGGCUCAUGAUAGGCGAAAGAAAUUGAAAAGUAACCCCAAUGUUUCCCAGGGCAAGGUCGACAGAAAUUUUAUGAUUCCGUUGGAGAAUAUGCCGGUCUAUGAUGUUGAUGGCAACGCCGCUGAAGGCUCUUUGAAUUUGUCUAAUAAGGAUUUCGCUAAUAUGCGUAAAGAAAUUAAUUUGGCGAAUGAAGGUGAUGGCGAAGCAGCUAAAGCUUUGAAACUAAAAAGUGAGAAGAAUAGCGGUGUGGUCGAGUUUUCAUCGGAAGAAUUGAAAAAUAGCGUGCAACUGUCGAAGACUGCGAACUACGAUGCUGCUACCAGCUUACAGGAGAAACUUAUUGCUAAGAAGAUGGCAAUGAGAGAUGAGGAAAAUGCAGAAGAAUUGUCGUUGAAACGGAAAAGUGAAGAUGUUGACUCUGCUGAAAAGGAAACAUCCAAUGAACCUGAGGAUGAUGAGGCCGAUUAUGAUGAAGACGAAGGCUCUACUGUUCCACCAGCGGUCAUCCACACCGGUAUUGUAAAAUCAGGGUUCAUUGACACCGAUGAGUCGGUUAGACUUUACGAACCUGGAUAUCAUGAUCGUUACUAUCAACAUAAAUUCCAUGUUCCAGCAAAAGAUAUUCCAGCUCUGCAAAAGGAUGUGAUUAGGUGCUAUGUGGAAGGUAUUUCAUGGGUUUUAUUAUAUUAUUAUCAGGGAUGUGCGUCUUGGACUUGGUACUAUCCAUACCAUUAUGCUCCUUUUGCUCAGGAUUUCAAGAAUAUAAAAAAUCUAGAUAUUCACUUUGAUCUUGGUGAACCAUUCUUACCAUACGAACAGUUAAUGAGUGUUUUACCAGCAGCAUCAGGCCACGCACUACCCGAAAUAUUCAGACCAUUAAUGUCAGAUCCAAACUCUGAGAUUAUAGAUUUCUAUCCUGAAGAAUUCCCAGUGGAUAUGAAUGGUAAAAAGAUGGCUUGGCAGGGUAUUGCACUAUUGCCAUUUAUAGAUGAAACACGUUUACUGAAAACAGUUCGAGAACAAUAUUCUAAGCUUUCUGAUUCAGAAAAGGCAAGAAAUGUUAGGAAGAAGGAUGCACUUUUGAUCAGCAACAAGAAUGUGAAUUACGACCUGUUUAUGAAGAAUUUAUAUGGAGAAAACCCCGUUAACGUGAUAGAGUUUAGACAUUUCAAAUCUGGUUUAAGUGGAUUCGUAACACAAGCUGAAGAAGGGUUUGAACUAAACUCCAAGCUGAUAUGUCCUAUUAAUGGGGGUGGUUUGCCAGAUUUGAGUACAAAUUUAUUCCUAAAACUUUCGUAUACGCAGCCUGUGGUUGCGGGUAGAUGUAAAUCGUUAGUAUUGAACGGAUAUAUCCCACCUCAACCAAUGCUUACCCCACAGGACCGAGACUGUAUCAUUUAUAAAUACAGUAACCGUUGGAAUCCUUCCAUGAUGAAAUACAACAUUGUGCCUGUUGGCCCAUCGGGGAUUACCCAAUAUCAGCCCAGGGUUGGAGGUUACAGAAGUUUCUUCUUCCAUAAAGAACAGACAGCUUAUGCUCAACAACCGCAACAAAAUAGAGAGUAUAUGCACUCGCAACAGAGACAGCCACAGGGCAGCAGAUAUCAACAGUCUAGGUAUAAUAAUGGAAACUACAAUAAUAGUAACAACGGUUAUUCUGAUAAUAAUAAUGGUAAUACCGGCAAAUACAACCGUCAUUAUAACAACAGUAGAGGUAAUAGCAAUCGAUACUCGAAUAGUAACGAUAGAAGAAGGGAAUUCAGAAGAUGA